Oryzias latipes (Japanese medaka) is the source of this 2058-nucleotide messenger RNA. RefSeq lists its product as uncharacterized. The record is from RefSeq and is a predicted model, not a curated record. Lineage: Eukaryota; Metazoa; Chordata; Actinopteri; Beloniformes; Adrianichthyidae.
CAUGUCUGUUUAUUAAGCACUGUGAAGUUUAUUGGUUGGCAAAAUAAUUUAUUAUCAUUUAUUUUGUCUUUUAAAUACAUCUGUCUUAGAAUCAUGUAAUAGUUUUUGUUUUUUCCUGAAACAAAAAAAUCGGUUUUAUUAUGAAGCCGAAUCGUGUAUCCUUUUCUUCGGGUGACGUCACUGUAACGGUUCCCAGCAGCAAAUCUGAGCUGAGAGCUGCGCAGCCGCUCUGCGCAUCCGUCAGCUUGGCCGUUGCGGUCCCACGCAGCCAUUUGUCUCAGCGACAAUUUAAAAAAAAUAAUCUCCCGAGCGGCUUCUGUCUGAGUUCAACAUGCAGCCGCGCGGGGGUCGUCGCAUCCGCACCUUAACUUCCGGCUGAAAUCAGCGUUAAUGAAGUGCGAGCUCUAAACUUUCCCCCAAUUCGACGCCUGCGCAGACAAAAGAACCCGUCGCCUGUAUUUCGCCGCGUGCUGCUUUCGUCUAUUCGUCUUCCCUGUCAGCCAUGGAGGGAAAUUUGCGGGGAGGCGACGUCGCAGCCAUGCACGUGAAGACGGAAGACAUGGAUGAAAACCCAUCUGCGCCGGUUGUGGGCAGCCAGGAGCCGCCUGCGUCCUGUGGAGAUGCCGCAUGCAGAGGAGGAGGGGUGGAACAGACUGCAGAGGAGCUGGCUGAGGCGGAGCUGCAGGCCGCCGCUACACCAACCCCCCUGCUGCUGUAUCCAGCGAACACGGAUCGCUUCUUCACCACAUCUGCCGAUGGAAAAACAUACCUGAAGAUCUCUCCAACUGCCAUGAUGCCCUCUGCUUCUGAAAAGACGCUUUCCUCCGGCUCAGACUUUUCCUCCAAAGCUGUCUUGUGCCUCAUAGAGGCUGUUGGCCGCCGCUGGGGCCUCUACGAGACCCGUGAACGCUCGCAGCUCUUUCAGAGCGUCCAGGAGGAGAUGGCCUCUAAGGGACACAUUCUCCCCGUUGAAAAAAUCCGCCGCAAGUGGAACAACCUCAUCGUCACUUACAAGAGGGUUAAAGACCGCAGCCGUGAGACAGGACAUGCUAAGACGUCGUGGGAGUUCUUUGAUCUGAUGGAUGCCACGCUCUCCGACACUAUUGGCACACAGAUUGUCACCAACAAAAGACACAAAGGUGGGAACCACGUUUCAAGUCUGCCCACUCCCAUAACAAAGCUCGCCUCAAAGCCCGGACAGCUUCCUCAGGCAGGGACCAUCAUCCACUCCAACAGUGACUUUGCCACAACUGCUGGCGUGGAGUCUGUUGCUAUGGGACCCAUCACAAGCCAGAUCAUCUCCAGCACUGCUGCUAGCUCCUCUAUGUGUGCAGCGACGGUCAGCCAGAUCAAUUCUCCAGAUCUUAAGCCACUUAUUGUCCUCAAUGGUGACAUAGUUACCAGCAGUGUUCAGCCAGCGGCCAUCGUACCAGCUCCACCUUUUCUUCCCCCGCCUUGUUUCACAGAAGCGACCUCUACUGCCCCUUCGCUUGGCUCAGCUAGCAGCAUAGAACUCACCGCAUCUGGUUGUACAAGUCGCAAAUCCUCAACAUACCCAUCCGGCGUCAUUCCUUUUCGCUUGAAUACGACGCCGCUCCCCCACAGUCAGAGCAUGCUUGGGCUCCCGUCCCUCCCACUCACAUCUACGUCGUCCGUUCCCACCUCGUCUGCAUCGGCCAAUCCGGGAGGUGAAGGGAAGAACCAGAAAGGGAACAAAGAUUCAAGCAAUAUCACCUUGUUCCAAGAGGUCAUGCAGCAACAGGAGGAGCAGGCCUACCUGGACCGGGUGGCCCGGCGCAGGAAUGAAGCCAGAGAGAAGCGGCGCGAGAGGCGGGAGGUGCGGAUGUCGGAGUCCCUGAGCAGAAUAGCCACAGCUUUGGAACUGCUUUCCUCCAAGCAAGACACAGUCAUUGCUCUUCUCCAAAGGCUGGCUGAUCGGAAGUAAAACUAAUAAGACUUUUUGUUUCUAUUCUGAUAAAAACACACCUCAAGUUCUGCUUCUUUUUUAUCAAGAGUUGUCCUUGUGGAAUUGAAAAUUGAAUUAAAAAAUGAACAAAU